AUGCAUUUGGCAACCCUUGUCUGUUUCUGUAUCUCCGCUGCCAGCGCUGUGAAGCACUAUGGCAUGAUACCCUCAGAGGAGGCGCACAGCACGAUUGAGGAGCACGCUAAAAAAUUAUUGGACAAUGAUAUGAGGCUCGUCUCUGUAUUUACGACAGACAACCAUCAUGCCCAUGAUGGAUCUGAUUUUCUGUCAUCUGAGAUGGGUAUCUUCAAUAAGACGGUCUCCGACAUUUUUACCUUGUCUACCCACGGUUCCAGGGGAAGUGCCAUCGAAGCCAGGGCUCCUGUGAAUGGCCAAUGUCAGGGCCAUGGUCAAAUUCAAGAUAAUCUGAGCGAGUUUCAGAUUGAUAUGGUGUGUGGUGCCAUAAGCCAAGCUGCAGCUGGCAGUGUGCACACAAUCAUUUCGGUUAUUGAGAGCAAGAUGUGCACUGAAGCUGGUACUGGUCAUCCACUACCAUCCUGCGAGACUGUUGUUGGGUUCUUCAAAGUUUCUGGUGCUGGCUUUACUGGCGUCGAGGUCAACAAGUAUUGCCCCAAUUUCCUAAGUCUCUUUGUAGGGUGCAAAGGCUCCAAUUACGAGGCCUAUGCAGAGAACAAAAAUGUCGAGAUGACUGCAUUUAACACUCAGAAGGAUUACAACUGUGACAACGCUGAUAAGACUGAUGCGAAAUGUAUUGAGUCAACUGCGGGCUAA
Aspergillus ruber CBS 135680 is the source of this 696-nucleotide messenger RNA. RefSeq lists its product as uncharacterized. Bases 1 to 696 code for a protein of 231 amino acids. Lineage: Eukaryota; Fungi; Ascomycota; Eurotiomycetes; Eurotiales; Aspergillaceae. The record is from RefSeq and is a predicted model, not a curated record. The transcript has a single exon.